AUGCAUCAUCUCAUUCAUCCCUUAUCUCUUCUUCUAGCCAUCCUCCCAGUCCGAGCUUAUGAAGUUGCCCAGUGCUACUGGGCCAAAGGUCAGACACUUCCGCAGAUCACCGGCUUGCCGAACAGCUACAUUCCUUGCGGCGAGAUCGAGGAUGGUGUUCAGCCAUGCUGUCGAGUUGGUCACAACUGCUUAGAAGCCGGUGCUUGUUAUGCUCCUGACGCUGGAAUGGUGUACACGGCUGGUUGUACGGACCGUGAUUACGCCUCGUCAUCCUGCCCGUCAAAAUGUGGAAUCUCUGCCUUCUGGGUCGGCCAUAGCUACUGCAAUGGAACCUCCAACAACUGGUCUUGCUGCGAGAACCAGUAUGGCAAUACUCGCAAUCAACAGUUCUUCCCGUACAACAAUAGGCAACAAUGCUGGUGUCCUGAAGAGAACGCAAUGAUCGGUUUCAACGCCCCCGAAAAAAUCCCAGAUGUCGCAUAUCUAGAUCUCGAGCAACCGGGCAGCAUAUCCUAUUUCCCUGGGCACACACCAAGCGCGGCAUUGGGCGGUUCUUCUACCACUGACUCACCAGCCAGCACCACUUCGGAUACGGAUUCUUCUACCACCUUCACAACUAGUACAGCGCGGACAAGUGAGUCCUCGUCAAGCUCUUCUAGCAACACGAACACAAACUCUCCUGCUUCGAAUACAGCAUCUCCAUCCAAUGGCAGCUCAGCAUCCCAUUCUGCCGCCCCAGACUCCACAAUGUCUCCUUCAACCUCCGCCCCGCUCGAUCCUUCUUCCGACCCCGGCCUUCCCACUGGCACCAAAAUAGGCAUCGGUGUCGGUGCCGGCGCCGGUGCCGUCAUCCUGGCCUCCCUCCUGUAUCUCCUCCUCAGCUUCCUUCGGAAACGUCGCAAAUCCCCACCCCCACCAAUCGAAGACCAGAUCCGCCCCAAAUCCAUCGGCAGCAGCUACGCCGGCAUGAUGUCCGAAGCGCAGAACCCUCAAAGCCCAAACAGCGACGCCAAAAGCCCAGCCUGGUCGGGUCAUAGAUCGGAACUGCCAGCCGACGAGCCUGCGGUUGCUGCUUCACCCACCAUCGGCUCGACGACGUCGUCGUCGAUGCCCAGUCAUCCGCUGGUGGUGGCGGAGGUGGAGGCAACACCACCACGGCAGAGCGUGCAAUCGGGGUCGCAGAUGGCCCGCGGGAGCGGCACGUCGCAGCCGGGGUACGGUGCGGAUGGGAUCAAGCGCUACAUACCGUACAAUCCGGCGCGUGGGAGGAGUGUGCAGGAUAUUGCUGAACUGCCGGGUUAG
Molecule: messenger RNA, 1302 nt
Organism: Endocarpon pusillum Z07020
Lineage: Eukaryota; Fungi; Ascomycota; Eurotiomycetes; Verrucariales; Verrucariaceae
Exons: 3
Coding region: 1-1302 (433 amino acids)
Source: RefSeq, a predicted model, not a curated record